Messenger RNA from Necator americanus (New World hookworm), 357 nucleotides. RefSeq lists its product as uncharacterized. NCBI's taxonomy places the organism in Eukaryota, Metazoa, Nematoda, Chromadorea, Rhabditida, Ancylostomatidae. The coding region runs from base 1 to 357 and encodes 118 amino acids. The record is from RefSeq and is a predicted model, not a curated record. The transcript has a single exon.
AUGGGUGUCGGAUUCCGCCAACGUGUGUCUAUUCAUGUUGGAGUACGGACAAGGAAGAAGCUUAGCGAUGCAGCUUCCUUCACAAAGUGCAUCCAGGACGCUGCAAGGGAAACGCUCCCGGUUCUAUUGCCGCGGAAGAAGUUUGCCUUUGCAUCUGCGAAAACAAAAUUCACGUAUAAUUCUGUAUAUGUCGCGUGCAGUGCUGGUGACUUCAACCAGGAAAAGCAUCUUAGAAGGAAGCUGCGUCGUCAACUGCAACAAGAUCGCGAUAGCGAGUGCACGUCAAAAGCGAUGGAGUUUGAGAAGGCGUGGGAGGACAGGAACCCGCGGUACACCUAUGCUCUACUAAAACAGUAA